AGAAACGCUCGACGAGACAGGAUCUAAAAAGCAAGACUGUACCAGUAAGUUGACAAGGGAAUUUGGAACCGGGUUCUCAAUAACAAUAGUAUAGACAUGUCAUACUACCUCUCGGUCGUCGUUUACGGUCCUGGUGAUGAUCCAAACCACCGCUCCCACUGGGCUUUCGCCUUCCAUGCGCCCGACUCCUCAGUCGGCAACCUUCUCCAUGUCACUCUUCUCGACCUCAACAAACUCGUCUAUGCUUUCGACAAGCGCAAAGGCGUCGAGGUUCAGUCUAAAUCAUCCGAAGGCUACUUUACCAUCGCAACCUUAUCGCCAGAGCAGUAUCAACGUGCGGAUCAGAUCAUCAGUCAGGAGCCCGCUCCGAAGAAUGGGAAGGACAGGUGCCAAGAUUGGGUGCAGAAUUGUAUCAUUGCACUCGAGGUGGAAGAGAUUGUUCCGCCAGGAACGAGCGAGUGGCUUGAAGGGUUGGUGGGACAGCCAGCGGCGACGGUAGCGAGUAAGACCGGGUCCCGUUGGGUGCGUACCAUUCGUUAGGGGGGCCUUGAGCAUGGUUGUCAAGUA
Molecule: messenger RNA, 567 nt
Organism: Lindgomyces ingoldianus
Lineage: Eukaryota; Fungi; Ascomycota; Dothideomycetes; Pleosporales; Lindgomycetaceae
Exons: 1
Coding region: 97-540 (147 amino acids)
Source: RefSeq, a predicted model, not a curated record